AUGAGGCAGCAACCUUUCAGUGCCCUCGUGCGAAAUGUGCUACCAAUUUCAGACAGUUUCCACAUCUUUUUGUCUGAAAAGGCCCCCGGUCUUAUUUCAACACUCAUGAAUGACCCCCUGCUGUCGACAAUAGCUUUUACGUUCAAUGACGGGUCGCCGUGA
Molecule: messenger RNA, 162 nt
Organism: Aphanomyces invadans
Lineage: Eukaryota; Oomycota; Saprolegniomycetes; Saprolegniales; Verrucalvaceae
Exons: 2
Coding region: 1-162 (53 amino acids)
Source: RefSeq, a predicted model, not a curated record